GCUCAUCCCCCAGUUGCCUCCCACGCUCACCAACUCGCCGAGGUUUAUAUAUAUAUCUUAGCAUCAUGUCUGGUACUCAUCCAUGGAAUAAAGACAUGAGUAGUUAGAGCUUCAAACUGAAGGAAAAGCCAUGGGUGUCUUGACGCUGGUUCAUAUCCUUGUCAGCUUUGCCGCCUGUGCCGAGGCCAUACGGAGAGCCGACUUCCCCCCUGGUUUUACCUUUGGGACUGCUUCCUCGGCUUACCAGUACGAGGGUGCUGUCAAUGAAGGUCAGCGUGGACCUACGAUAUGGGAUACUCUCGCAAGUCGACCUGGGAGGGUGAUAGAUUUCAGCAAUGCAGACGUUGCCGUUGAUCACUACCAUCGCUACAAGGAAGAUGUUGACUUAAUGAAGGAUAUUGGCGUGGAUGCAUACCGGUUCUCUAUCUCAUGGGCACGCAUCUUCCCAAAUGGAACAGGCAAGCCUAAUGAAGAAGGGUUGAGUUACUAUAACAACCUCAUAGAUGUUCUAUUAGAAAAAGGUAUACAACCAUAUGUAACACUAUUCCAUUGGGACCUUCCACAAGCACUGGAGGAUAAAUAUGGUGGCUGGUUAAACUCGCAAAUCGUGGAGGAUUUUGUUCGCUAUGCCUCUACUUGCUUCAAGGAGUUCGGAGAUAGAGUGAAGCACUGGAUCACCAUUAAUGAGCCCCAUAACUUUGCAAUUGACGGCUAUGAUUUCGGCAUCCAAGCACCUGGGAGGUGUUCCAUUAUAUCUCAUUUGUUCUGUAAGGAGGGUACAUCAUCAACUGAACCCUAUAUUGUGGCUCACAACAUACUCUUAGCUCAUGCUGGUGUUUUUCAUGCUUACAAGCAACAUUUCAAGAAAAAGCAAGGAGGCCUCAUAGGGAUCGCACUUGACUCCAAGUGGUAUGAACCAUUGUCGGAUGUCGAUGAAGACAGAGAAGCAGCAGCACGAGCUAUGGACUUUGAGCUUGGAUGGUUCUUGGAUCCGUUAAUGUUUGGCCGCUACCCCGCUUCUAUGCAGAAACUUGUAGGCGACAGGCUACCUCAAUUUUCAAGUCAGGAAUCACAGUUAGUAUCUGGGUCACUAGAUUUUGUAGGCAUAAACCACUACACGACAUUAUAUGCUAGGAACGACAGGAUGCGGGUAAGGAAACUUGUGAUGAACGAUGCUUCAACCGAUGCUGCUGUCAUCUCAACUGCUUACAGGCAUGGAAAGAAAAUAGGAGAAACGGUAUACUUGCAGCUUCAUAUUUUCUCUAAACUUUCGUUGGUCAUCUUAUAUGCAAUCACAUGUUUGAUUGGCAAUACAUGUUUAUGUGUGGACUUUCAGGCAGCGUCGAAUUGGCUGCACAUAGUUCCCUGGGGCAUGUUCAGCCUGAUGAAACAUGUUAAAGAGAAGUAUGGGAAUCCACCCGUGUUCAUCACUGAGAAUGGCAUGGACGACGCAAACAGCCGGUUUUCAAGGUUGGAAAAUGUCCUGCAGGACGAUAAGAGGAUACAGUACCACAACGACUACAUGUCCAACCUCCUAGAUGCUAUAAAGAAGGAAGGGUGCAACAUCCAGGGGUACUUCGUGUGGUCGCUGCUGGACAACUGGGAGUGGAACUCGGGGUACACGGUGCGCUUCGGCCUCUACUACAUCGACUACAACAACAACCUGACGAGGAUACCCAAGGCGUCCGUCGAGUGGUUCACCCAGCUUCUGGCCCGGAACCGGAAGACCGCUGCCGUCAUGUAGAUAACAAACAGUACAGUGGUUCUUCAGUCACCGUUCCAAUUGUGCAUAGUUACCAUAUACACACAUCCGUACAUACCUUAUUAGGAGGCAAAAUUGUAACUGGAGAAUUCCCUACUCGACCGUCAGCAAUGCCCUCGACGUGUCGCGGUUGUGCUUGUAUAGUGUUGUUACAGAGAUCAACAAGAGAACUGUACAUCCCAUCAUUUUUAUUAGUGUAUGCGGAUAACACUAAACAGUGAUUCUUCAGUAA
Molecule: messenger RNA, 1994 nt
Organism: Triticum aestivum (bread wheat)
Lineage: Eukaryota; Viridiplantae; Streptophyta; Magnoliopsida; Poales; Poaceae
Product: beta-glucosidase 25
Exons: 12
Coding region: 131-1744 (537 amino acids)
Biological process (GO): carbohydrate metabolic process
Molecular function (GO): beta-glucosidase activity
Source: RefSeq, a predicted model, not a curated record